This is a messenger RNA of Sinocyclocheilus grahami, 2938 nucleotides long. RefSeq names its product E3 ubiquitin-protein ligase RNF169. Gene Ontology annotation, biological process: double-strand break repair. The record is from RefSeq and is a predicted model, not a curated record. Gene Ontology annotation, cellular component: nucleus; site of double-strand break. Lineage: Eukaryota; Metazoa; Chordata; Actinopteri; Cypriniformes; Cyprinidae. Gene Ontology annotation, molecular function: nucleosome binding; ubiquitin-protein transferase activity. The transcript is spliced from 5 exons. The annotation marks the transcript as partial.
CUUGUUUUCAAACCCAGACGCAGGCUCACAGCAAUAAAGAUGGCGGCGCUGGGGUCCGCCAAAUCCGCUGGAGGCGGGCAGAGAAGCGCUCCUCUGAGUCUGGAGGAGGCCCGGUGCCCGGUGUGCUCCGAGAUCCUGCUGGAGCCGGUGACGAUGCCCUGUGGACACUCGGUGUGCCUGCACUGCUUCCAGCGCACGGAGAAGCUGACCAGCCUGUGCUGUCCGCUGUGCCGGCGGCGGGUGUCCAGCUGGGCCCGGAGACAGUCCCGGGAGAAGAGCCUGGUGAACGCCGAGCUCUGGGAGCUGGUCCGCCGCAGCCACCCGGAGAGAUGCAGGCGGAGGCUGGAGCAGAGAGACGGACAGACCGCCGACGGAGAAGUGUUUCGUGCACCUGUACCAAUUCAUAAAUCUGGAGAAAUGCGUCAAGAGUACGAGAAACUAAAGAUGAAGGGUGGAAGCAGUGAAGAAACCGAAGAGAGAAAGAAAAAGAUCCACAGAAAAGAAGAGUGUGGGAUGCUGAAACUCUGUCAGUAUCCUUUCUGUGGGGUGUCAGACUCUGAGAAUGAAGAGCCGGUGGGAAAGAGGACCAGACAUGUCUCAGCAUUUGUGCGAAAAACAAGAUGCUCCCCUGCUUUCAAUAGAGGUAAAAAAAAAAUGAGCCUAGAUAAGAGACACCACUGGCGGGGCAUCCACACCUCAUCCUCGUCACUCGUACUUCAAACAAAACCAGAGAGGUCCAUUAGCCCUGAGAGCAACGAUAGCAUAUCGGAAGAACUCAACCAUUUCAAGCCUAUUGUCUGCUCGCCGUGCACUCCACCCAAAAGGUUGCCCGAUGGGCGACUUUUGGAGCCUACGAUCGUGAAGUCAACCCCAAGGAACUUGACACACACUCUGCAAAAGUCCACAAGCUAUGAGGCCAGCCCGACCAUCUUGCAGAAGUGGAAGCAGAUUGAAGUUGAUCGUCAGUGCAUCAAGGUGACCUCAAAAGGUACAGUCACGAGUCCGAUCGCAGAGGAUCUAAGCCUUAAACUGAGUCCCGUUGAAGAACAGGACCGCCGACUCUGCAGCUGUGCUGUAGCCAAGGACAGCUCGCAAGAUCAUCAGUGCAUUUGUGAUUCAAGUGCUAAGGAUCAGAAGGAUAAACCUGUAGUCUGUAAUAAACUACGGCUUGUAUUUGAUCAGUGUAGCAAACAGGAAGGUACACAGCCUGCUAGCGCUCACAUCAGGUCAACAACUCAAACCAUUGCAGAUACUUUAUCCGCAAAAAGGCGUAGCAGAUGUGAAGAACUCUGCGAACCCACAGAAUUUUGUGAAGCAAUGCUUGAUAAACACGCUGGACACUGUAAACAGGGUACGAAAGACCCCGAGAACUUUGUAAAUGAGCCUACCACCAGGAGCUGUGUACUUAACAGACCUACCUCAAGAAGGGGCAAGAAGAGAAGCCACAAAACCAAACAUUUGGAAAAUACCCUACAGACAAAAAUGUCCCGGACAGGUGCCUAUGACAGGAUUGAUGAUAUGAUUGUCCAGCGAAUGAAUCGGGAUAAGGAGGACCAAGAACUGGCACAAAAGCUACAAAGACAGUUUGACAGAGAAUGUCAAAAAGUGGACAGGCACAAAAUGAGUCGUGACAAAUACGAACUCCGGUCCUGGGCUACAAAUGAUGGGACGGCAGGACACAAUACACGCAGAUCAGGAAGAAUCUCCAAAAGAAAUGAGCACUUUAACUACAGCUGUUAAAGGGACCUCCGGUUAUGGUAGUGUUUUAUUGUAAUGAUUUGUUACAGUCACAAGCAUUUUUCUUUGUUGAGGCACUACAGAGGCUUUCUAAUAUCUGGAUUAAUAUUGCAAGAUAAGGCAUUUACGUUUUUGACUUUUCAUCCAAAGCAACUUGCAUUAAUUGUGUCCACCUUGAUCAGAGGUGGCCAAUCCUGUUCCUGGAGAUCUUAAAAAGUUCAGCUUAAACCCUGAUCAAACUCAACUGAACCAGCUAAUUAAGAUCUUCAGGAGCAUUUGAUAAUUACAGACAGUUGUGUUGGAUCUGAACUCUGCAGGUUGAUCUCCAGGAACAGGAAUGGGCACCCCUGACCUAGAGCAAGCUGGGGUUAAGUGCCUUAGCUUGGGGCAAAAUGGUGGUAGGACAAGUUUGGACUCUCAGCAACUUUCCCAUUUAUGGGGAUCUGGAUUUGAAGCUGCAAUGUUUUGUUUCAAGCUCUGUUACUGUUUAACUGGCUUCUACUACUCAAAAAGAGAGGAAACCAUGUAUAUGUUGUUCGGGGGAAGAAAAAUGUACAGAAUUAUUUAUACGGCUUUUUAGUACUUCAAUCCAGUGAUGACAGUACUCCUUACAAUCCCUUUGUGCUCAUCACAAUCACAAUUGCUCCUCAAGAAGUUUGUUUGCAUGUUUAACGGUUAUUAUAGGACAUUUGUUGAACCUGAAGGUGUUUCGUACAAAAUUGUAGCAUAACACCUUUUAUUUUGCGUUACCUGUUUCCAGUGUCUUUGAAAGAUUUCUCUUGACACCUCCAUCUAUCAGACAACUCUUUUGUUAACAAUUUACGUGGAAACGAGUAAAAAUUGUAGCCUUAGGCUAGAAAACUACUCGACACGAGUACAUGGAUGCAAAUGCUUGCUCAACAAUUUGCAAGACCGCAGUCUUGUUGUACGUAACCUGUUUACUUCGUUCUUGUUUUACUGUGGUGGAAACAAACCUCAGUAUUCAAGGCAGGGAUAGAAUUGCCUUCAAAUGUUUCUGCCAUUAACCAAAAUGUAUUUUUAGUUCUCCCUGUGUGAUAUGGUUAUGAGAUAGCAGCAACUUGAGUUUAAAAGAGUACAAUAGUUUUAUCUAUCAUGACUCUGGAGAAAAAUGGAGCAGAUGCUGGACAAAGAUGAAGCUUUCUAGAACGCAUGUGUCGACCACCUGCGUUCGCAGACUUCG